GUCGGGCACCGAGUGGGAUAUAUUGGGUGGAUACAUCAGGACGCACCGGGUACGACUCUGUCCUUUCAGGAAAAUUUUGAGGACUUCAGUGUCAACCCUGUACGUAAAGCCACCCAACACAGAAUCAACAAUCGCCUAAAAGGGAAGUUUAAAAAAAUUCAGUAUGCCGGCGGCCAACAAAGAUUCUGAAGGUGGAUGGAAGAGCUUUGUCUGGAAUUCUGAAAGGAAGGAAUUUUUGGGACGUACAGGAAGCAGUUGGUUUAAAAUUUUUAUCUUCUAUGUGGUCUUCUAUGGAUGCCUGGCUGGAAUCUUCAUCGGCACCAUUCAGGCCAUGCUGCUCACCCUUAGUGACUACAAGCCCACGUACCAGGACAGAGUCGCACCCCCAGGGUUGUCACACACCCCACGUUCUGACAAAGGAGAAAUCUCCUUCACCAUGAAUGACCCAAAGUCGUACGAGAAAAUUGUCUCUGCAAUGAAUACUCUGUUGGAAACAUACAACUCCGCUGCCCAGGAGGACCAAGUGAAAUAUGAAGACUGUGGCAUUGUACCAGAGGUGUCCAGGAACCGUGGCGAGCUGGACGGAGAGGGAGGGCUCAGGAAAGCUUGCCGCUUUGACAGAGAUUGGUUGGGAAGCUGCUCAGGCGCCGAUGGCCAUUAUGGCUUCAAGGAUGGCAAGCCCUGCAUCAUCGUCAAGCUCAACCGCAUCGUCAACUUCACACCCAAGGUGCCAAAGACCAAUACGACCCUACCAUUAGAAGCCCAGGCCAACUUCCAGGCUAAUGCGCUGCCCAUGUACUGCACCAACAAGAGAGAAGAAGACAAGAACAAGAUCUCAGGGAUUGAGUACUUUGGGUUCAAGGGAGGCUUCCCCCUGCAGUACUACCCGUACUAUGGCAAGCUGCUGCACCCCCAGUACCUCCAGCCACUGGUGGCCGUCAAGUUCAACAACCUCACCUACGACGAAGACCUGCGUGUCGAGUGCAAAGUAUUUGGAGCCAACAUUGACUACAGUGAGAAAGAUCGCUAUCAGGGACGCUUUGAAUUCAAAUUCAAUGUCAAAUCAUCAUGACCUCAGCUAUGAAAAUAGCACUGUUCUCUGCCCAUUUCAACACAUACUGAAUUAGAAAAAAAAAAAUUGAAAAUAAAAACUGAUAAAAAAAAACAAAAAAACACGACUAGUCUUGAACAAACUCUCAUAACCUAUGGGACCUACACUUAAUCUGUACGCUUUACACUAGCUUUUCUGCAUAUGUCUAGGGUUAGAAUGUAAAUUACAGGAAGCGAUAGCAGGUAGCAAUAGCAACUUAUUUAUUCUACUGUAAAUGAAAUAUUCCUUGAGCCAUGGGACAUCUUCAUUUAUUACUGUAAAUUAUGAUUCCACUACUGACGUAGCGAGCAGUGUUUCUGUCCCAUAAGUAUUUCUGCCUAGUGUGGUUUUCUAUAUAUUUUGGAGUGUGUUGUGCAGUAAUCGCAUACAGUGGUCCUUUCCAAGCCAUGUUGUAAUUUUCUGUCGUCUUAUGUGAGUAAGCUUUAGUGGUCCAAGGUGUGUGUGCGUCUAUGUGUGCGCGUUACUCUGUACGUUAGUCUGUGUGUUUUUAUGUGAGUUCUGAAGUCAUUGUGUGUGUGUGUGUGUGUCUGUGUGAGUGAGUGUGACAGAGAUAGAGAGAAGGGAGGAGCGUGAGUGUGUGUGUGUGUGUGUGUGUGUGUGAGUAUGAGAUAGAGAGCAAGUGUGUGUACUUUACUAACUGAAAAUACUGGCAUGGUACGCCCUAGUCUCUUCAGAGUGUGUGUGUGGGUGUGUGAAGGGCUGCACUCAGUGGAAUCCUUCAGUCUCUCUGUGUCUUUUUCAGUUGAUUAUGGGAAAUUUUUAUUUUUAUGUCACAUUUUUUUCUCCUUUCUUUUUCUUUGGAUCAUCUUGCAAUGGGUUAUAGGUUGAUUACAUUUCUGUUUAAUUCUUUUACUUCCUUUGACUUUAGAGUGUAAGCUGGUGUGUGUUCAGCCUGAUGUGUUUGUCACCAUAGCGGCAACAGUGGCAACUCGGAGCUUUCAAAAACAUUUUUUUUUUGUUGCUGGAGACAUCACAAUGUGGUGUAACUUUCUAAUGAAUGUUUUAGCCAUUUUCAUGGUGGAAGAGUUUUAUAUUUAUGCAGUUGUACAAUUUUUUUCUGCAGGAAAAAAGUGUAAUGUAUGAAUCCAAAUACCAAAGUCAGUGGUCAAACAUAAAAAAAUUCAUCAGACGCGAUGCAGUACCCCUUGUAAUAGGAUGUUUUGUCGGUGUUUGAAGUGAAGUCAAUGUUGAACAUCAGAACAUCUGUCGAGAGUCCAACUGCUCUUGACAUUUUAUUUAAUCUGAGAAGACCUAAACAAAUAAACGGACAAUACUUUGUCAGA
Messenger RNA from Sardina pilchardus (European sardine), 2394 nucleotides. RefSeq names its product ATPase Na+/K+ transporting subunit beta 1a (gene atp1b1a). Gene Ontology annotation, molecular function: ATPase activator activity. The record is from RefSeq and is a predicted model, not a curated record. Gene Ontology annotation, cellular component: sodium:potassium-exchanging ATPase complex. The transcript is spliced from 6 exons. Bases 164 to 1072 code for a protein of 302 amino acids. Gene Ontology annotation, biological process: potassium ion import across plasma membrane; intracellular potassium ion homeostasis; intracellular sodium ion homeostasis. NCBI's taxonomy places the organism in Eukaryota, Metazoa, Chordata, Actinopteri, Clupeiformes, Clupeidae.